Molecule: messenger RNA, 1847 nt
Organism: Cyprinodon tularosa
Lineage: Eukaryota; Metazoa; Chordata; Actinopteri; Cyprinodontiformes; Cyprinodontidae
Exons: 8
Coding region: 270-1589 (439 amino acids)
Molecular function (GO): NAD+ binding
Source: RefSeq, a predicted model, not a curated record
CGCCUGUAUUGCCUUUGAUCAGUUAUUGCUCCGCAGAAUAAGCAGCGGAGUGAUACAUCUGUUGCGGAAAACUUGAGACUCUGCAUUGAAAUCCUGCGUGUGGCGGAGGGGAAGAGACAUUAAUUUAAAAGAUUCCGGUUCUGUUAGCCUUGGCUGCUGCAGCUGACGGAUCCCCACUGUGGAAGCGAGCGUCUCUGGUUGCUGUAACUGAAGCAGCACAGUUUGUCUGCAUCUUUGGUCGAGAGGUCUGGAGUCAGACAGGUGUUGGAAUGAACAGGUCGAGGUCCAGCAGGGAUAAAAAAGUUUCCCAGCCUCCAGUGACCAGGAUAACCCGCAGCUCCAGCUCUCAGGGCAGACACUCACUCCCUGCAGAGCUUCAGGAGUCGGGGCAGUGCCUUUUUAAAAAGCAACGAAGACAAAGUGACCCCACUCUGGCUCAGGACCUCAGCCUGAAGAGUGUGAGCGAACAGGACACUAAAAGUAAAGGACAGGCGUCCAUAGCUUCCAGUUUUCCCAUUCAGGCAUGUCCGUUUGGCGAGUCCACACCUGAUCAGCUGGUUUCGUCCUCAUUCCCUGUGAAGUCCGCCUCCCAGGACGGUCUUGCCUCUGUUGCCCGGCUCGUGAAACUGGGGCGCUGUCGGAACGUACUGGUGGUAGCAGGAGCAGGAAUCAGCACGCCCAGUGGCAUCCCAGACUUCAGGACUCCAGGAACGGGUCUCUAUGCCAACUUGGAGAAGUAUAACAUCCCAUAUCCUGAGGCCAUUUUCAACAUUGACUACUUCUCCAACGACCCCCAACCUUUCUUCUCCUUGGCUAAGGCUCUGUAUCCCGGCUGCCAUCGUCCAAACUACAUACACUACUUCAUCCGCAUGCUCCACCUCAAAGGUCUGCUGCUCCGACUGUACACCCAGAACAUCGAUGGGCUGGAGAAAUUGUGUGGUAUCCCUGAUGACAAGCUCGUGGAGGCCCACGGUUCUUUUGCCACAGCUUCCUGCCACCUGUGCUAUACUCCAUAUCCUGCUGAGGAGGCUAAAGUUGCUAUAAUGAAUGACAACAUUCCCACCUGCUCAUUCUGCGCUGCUACUGUCAAACCGGAUGUUGUUUUCUUUGGAGAAAACCUCCCGCAGAAAUAUUUCCUCCACUCUAAAGACUUUCCCAAAGCAGACCUCCUGAUCAUUAUGGGGACCUCUUUAAAGAUUGAACCGUUUGCUAGUCUUGUGAAUACAGUGCGUUCUAAAGUGCCCCGUCUGCUCCUGAACCGGCAUGCUGUGGGCCCCUUUGAGAGGGUCCCACUGGGAAGAGGAGACCACAUGGAGCUGGGUGAUCUGGCAGACUCUGUCAGAAGGUUUGCAGAGGUUCUCGGCUGGAACAAUGAAAUCGAAGAGCUGAUGAGGACGCAGGAAAUAAUGUUCUUUCCUCAGACUUUUCCUUCAGUGGUAACCAGCACUGCAACCCAGAACCGUCCAUCAGAGAUUGAAGGAAUGUCAGGAAAAUCCAGGCCAAGACCAGGAGCUCGAGGAAGCUGCAGUGAGGAUGAUGACUCUGAGACAGACAGCAGAAGCUCUGCUUCAUCCAGAGAUGGCAAAUAACGCUGGAGUUCCUAAGACUUUAAAGGAAUUUAUUUCAGCUUAGCCCAACAUCUGUUUCUAAGCAGGUUUUUGCGCUUUAAAAUCAAUGUGAAGUACUGGUUUUGUUAAUAUGUUGAUAUAAAAGGUUGGAUCUAGUCUCUUUCUAGAACACUAGUUAAUAUUUUUCUAAAAAUGUUUUUAUCUUUUAAGCCAAUAAAAUUAUCUCUAAUGCUUUGUUUAAUAUUUAAUAAAGAUUCUCUUUGGAAAAACAGUCUUGGG